Molecule: messenger RNA, 1414 nt
Organism: Eimeria necatrix
Lineage: Eukaryota; Apicomplexa; Conoidasida; Eucoccidiorida; Eimeriidae
Product: metacaspase 1 precursor, putative
Exons: 3
Molecular function (GO): protein binding
Source: RefSeq, a predicted model, not a curated record
AUGGAGGGUCACCUGCGGCUGCGGCUGCAGAUAAUGGGCGUCUGCGGUGUCUCUACAGCUCAGCAAGUGUACGUGAAGUUUCUCUGGCGGGGCGAGAAGCAAAAGAGCCCGCUGCUGCAGCCCGUUCAGCGGCAGCAGCAGCAGCAGCAGCAGCAGCAGCAGCAGCAGCAGCAGGCUGAGUUCCUGCUGCCCUACGACAAGGCCAUCGACGGCUCCACUUUGCUGCUGCGGGUUUGGAAGCAUUCCCUUCUGAAGAAAAAGGAAAUUGGCGAAACCAGGGUGCAGCUGCCUGCAGCAGAGGAGCCUACACCUCAAUCAGUCUUCGCUCCGCUGACUUCCCUGGGGCCUGGGGCGGGGCUGCUGCUGAUGCUGCAGCUGCGGCGGUUUGAUGCAGCAGCACACCGGCAGCAGCUGCAGCAGCAGCUGCAGCAGCAGCAGCACAUCGACUGGCAGCGACAGCAGCAGCAGAGACACGAGCAGCAGCUGGCGCUGCAAGACAUGCACCACCAUGACGGCGUAGAUGCCUUUCUGGCGCAGCAGAUGCAGCAGCAGAUGCAGCUGCAGCAGCAGCAGCAGCAAGGCUACUACCAGCAGCAGCAGCACCAGUAUCCCUAUUAUGCGCCGCAGCAAAUGCAGCAACAGCAGUACUAUAUGCAGCAGCAGCAGCCUUACUACAUGCCGCAGCAGCAACCCUACUACGCACAGCAGCAGCAGCCUCCCUACGCGCAGCAGCAGCAGCAGCAGCAGCCGCAGCAGCAGGGGAGGGAGACAGCAGCAAACAUAGUCACCCCAGGGCAGCCAGCGCCGCAGCUGCUGCUGCAUGAACACGUUUAUGUACAAGACCAGGCUAAUGGCAACACGCAGCAGCAGCAGCAGCAGCAGCAGCAGCAGCAUUACGCGUAUGGCGCCGGAGCCCACAAGCGCAGCAGCAGCAGCAGCAGCAGCAGUAGCAGCAGCAGCAGGAGCAGCAGUAACAGCAGCAAGAGCAGCAAGAAUGAAGACGCCGACAUAGCGUACAUACAGUCCAUCGUGCCGCGGGUAACGAGGAAGCAGAUCAAAAAGGCGCUGCGUCACUGCAAGGGGGACAGGGAGAAGGCUGUGGACCUGCUGCUGCGGAAGGAGGUUGCUGCAGCAGCAGCAAGCCACCAGUACGAAGUGCAGCAGCAGCAGCAGCAAGCAGCAGCGGCGGCUGCAGCAGCAGCAGCAUUCCCAACUCCUGCUGCACCUGCAUUUUCUUCUGCCACUCCUUCAGCGCAGCCACAGGGGCUGCCGUACCCUCAAGGCGAGCCUGUGGGGCCCUUCUCCCCGCAGCAGCAGCAGCAGUGGCAGCCGCAGCAGCAGCAGCAGCAGCAGCAGCAAGUGCUGCUGCCCGCUUCAGCCCUGCACCAGCCCUCCUGCAUACCUCCUCACCCCG